AUGACGGUGAAUGACAGCCAAACUUCCAGCCGUCUUUUCAUCACGGACAAAACGUCAAAAUUGCAAUUUUUGGUAGAUACGGGCUCGGACGUUUCGGUGUUUCCACAUACCGGUUCACGUCAAAAGUCAAAACCAUCCGACUAUACUCUUUUCGCUGCAAACGGAACCCCGAUUCCAACCUACGGUUUUCGCACCUUGCAGAUGAACUUAGGCCUCCGUCGAGAUUUUACAUGGCGUUUUGUGGUAGCAGAAGUCAGCAAACCUAUUAUCGGUGCGGACUUUCUAGCUUUCUAUCAACUUCUUGUGGACGUAUCACACAGCAGAUUGCUAGACGGAAUUACUGGACUUUCCGCACUGGGUUGCCACGCAUUUGAGAUGUCAUCACAUGUGAAAUCAGUUUCCGGAACUUCAAAGUACAUCGAGCUGCUUAAAAAGUAUCCCAGUUUGACUCGACCAGAUGGAAGCUUCAAAGAAAUCCGACACUCCACCGUUCAUCACAUCAAUACGAAAGCAGGCCCUCCAGUUAGCUGCAAAUCACGACGUUAG
This is a messenger RNA of Eupeodes corollae, 546 nucleotides long. RefSeq lists its product as uncharacterized. Gene Ontology annotation, biological process: proteolysis. Bases 1 to 546 code for a protein of 181 amino acids. The record is from RefSeq and is a predicted model, not a curated record. The transcript has a single exon. NCBI's taxonomy places the organism in Eukaryota, Metazoa, Arthropoda, Insecta, Diptera, Syrphidae. Gene Ontology annotation, molecular function: aspartic-type endopeptidase activity.